Molecule: messenger RNA, 3867 nt
Organism: Thlaspi arvense
Lineage: Eukaryota; Viridiplantae; Streptophyta; Magnoliopsida; Brassicales; Brassicaceae
Source: the annotation of a GenBank genome assembly
AUGAAUUGUGUGCGUCGCAUUUGUGAUAUUCGCUGUGUCGUCUUUGGCAACGAGGAGAAAGUGGAGUGCAACCCGAGAGAACUUGGACCAUGCUUGCCAGCAGUGCUAACCGGAGUUAAACCAUUGACGCAAUGUUGCGAACAAGAGUCGAAAAUAAAAAAUUCUCUCCCCUCUCUCCACCGCCGGCCGGCCUCACGCCGGUUGACGAGAAUUAGCCUAAUGACAAAGAAAAAGAAAAAAGUCCUUCGUUCUAUGCCUCCAGAUACGACUAAGUUUUCUCGGGUCUCUGCUCAAGCUCGCUCUGUGGUAGCCUUUGAGAAGAAGUCUCUCUCCGACAACGCCUUUGCCGGUAGCUGCGAUCUCUCUCUGGAGACCCUUCACAUCCAGAAAGUGGGGAAUCUCCCUCGGAACUCAGUUGCUUUGGGAACUGGGACACUUACAGAUCCAGGAAACUCUUCGCAGUCGCAAAUCGUGCUUCCAGUGGCUCCCGUCGCCGAUUCGUGUCCACGAUUUGUAGCUGGUCAGAAGGAUAUAACUCCAGUGAAAUCAGGUUUACCGGUUGCAAAUUCUAGCCGUCCGGUGCGAAAAUGGUCAAGUAUCAUUACAGAUUCUUCUCAACUAGAAGAGAUUGGAACCCCUUCUCAGCAUGUUUCAGGAGUCCCUUUUGUUCUAAUCCCGGAUGCAAAUUUGGAGGCCGCCAAAGAUGAGUUCAAAGAUUUCAUCUUCGCUCGAUUCCACGGGGAUGCUCCGGAAAUGGGAAGAAUAAUAGGAGUUGUGAAUGCUCUUUGGGCUCGCACAGGUCCACGCAUUUUCGUUCACAAAAUUGGCCAUGGAACGUUCCUUCUUCGAGUCAUUAACGACCGAACAAGAGAAAUCCUCCUCAGCCGAACUGUAUGGAAUAUUGCAGGUUUCCCUAUGUUUGUGGCGGCUUGGUCUCCUGACCUCAACCCAGAACAACUUCCUCUGACAUCAGCCGUUGUCCCGGUUGAAUUCAGAGAAGUCCCGUAUCUACUGUUUAACAAGGAAAGCUUGAGUCGUAUAGCUACGGCCGUCGGUAAACCUGUUUCUCUAGCUCCUGAAACAGAGCGUAAAGAGACGUUCGAGGUUGCUAAGGUCUAUGUUCGGGUGGAUCUAACAAAGGAGCUUCCUUCGAAAAUCAUCUCUGGUUUCUCGAAUGGUCGUGAAGCGCACAUCUCUGUGACUUAUCCUUGGCUACCGCUGAAAUGUGAAGGGUGUGGCUUGUUCGGGCACUCCAAAAGUCGAUGCCAUGAUGGUCCUUCUGCCUUGAACCAGGUUCGUACUCUAAGCACUAGUCCUAGCCGUGGGAAGCGAGCAAGACCAGGCAGAUCUAAGAGCAGAAAGAGGCAGACCUCGACCACAGGUACAACUGGCAGUUCGAACUCACGUACAAAUGAGAAGGAUGGGACUGUGACUGAUUUGCUUGAUGGAAACAGAGCCUCUUCCGAUGACAAUGCAGAUGCAGAUGCAGAGCAAACUCCAGGGGUUGUGGAGCAUGCUAACGAGCAGGAGAAGGCUAGAGUGUUGGAUAAGGAAGGGAUCUCUACGACUGUUGAAAAGAAAGAUGCAGCAUCAUCAUCAACCGAGGUCGGGAAUAAGGUUUCAGAGGUUUCAGAGGUUUCAGAGGCUGCAGAAGCCCCCUUCUUCUUGGUCCGCAACAAGAAGAGUGGCCGACUGAACAGUGAUAGACGCCACUCUAUGACAAAAGAUUGGAUUAAUAUCCAUAGAUCACUUUUUGGAGCAUUCUACGAAACACAUAUACAACGAGUAAAUGCUGGGCGCAUAGCUCGCGCCAUUCCGACAGGUUGGAACUUCUUUGGAAACUUUGACCAUCAUGAAACAGCUCGCAUUGCGGUGGUUUGGGAUCCUAGUGUUUCGGUUUUUGUCUACCAGUCAUCCGCUCAAGCUGUUACAUGCGGGAUUUUCAUCCAAGCUCAAAACGUCAACCUUACGAUUACAUUUGUUUACGGGCACAAUGGAACUGAUCUUCGGCGAACUCUUUGGGAUGAGCUUCAUACAUUGAAUGCUGUUACUCCAGUCUCGAGAACUCCGUGGGCGGUCUUGGGUGACUUCAACCAGAUAAGACAAUCAUCUCAACACUCCAACUCUCAGCAAACGCACAUUGAUACUUCUGGAAUGGAGGACUUCAAUCUUGCACUUCAGGAUGCGGAGCUGUUUGAGGCGCAAACCAAGGGACUACCUUUCACUUGGUGGAAUAAUCAAGAGGACAAUCCAAUAUCUAAGAAAAUAGAUCACGCCUUUAUAAAUUGUCAUUGGUCAAUUGCCUUCCCGGACGCUUAUGCUGUUUUCAUGGAGCCUGUUCAAUCAGAUCAUGCAGCGUGUUUGUUUCAGAUGCCAUCCUUACAUCGAAAGGCUUCUAAGCCCUUCAAGUUUUUCCAUCAUACUGCUGAUCAUCCUCAGUUUGGAGAACUUGUCGCUGAGGCUUGGAGUUACGGUGACAUUUCAGGAUCAAACCAAUUAAAGCUUGCAAAGGCGCUGAAGUUAUUGAAGCCGGUUCUCAGAAAGCUGAACAAACGCCAGUUCAGUGGGGUUUCAGAGAGAGUAAGAGAUCAAGCUGAAUUUGUAUUAAACCUGCAAAGGAUGCUUCUCACUUCACCUACACCAGAACUAGCUAUUGAAGAACAUCAAGCUAGAGCUAAGUGGCAAAUGCUUCUCAAGGCGGAAGGAAAGUUCUAUCGACAGCGUUCCAGAGUUAAGUGGUUGUGCGAGGGGGACAGAGAUACUGCUUUCUAUCACAGGACGGUAAAUCAGAGACUCACGCAAAAUCAUAUUCAUUUCCUCCGCUACAAUGAUAACAGGAUGAUUGGUGAUACCGAGGAAAUAAAGGCCUAUGCAGCUGAAUAUUUUCAGGGUUCAAUGUGGGUCGCUUGGCUGAAUAAAAAUGUCUUCCAUCGAAAGAGUUUCUGGGAAAGCGAUGACUCAGCAAGGUUCUCGCCACCUAUCAGAAGCAUGCUUCGGCUUAAACAAGUUCUGCCUGAGUUCAUGAAGUGCGAUGUUCGUAACGGUAUCUCGGCUUAUUUCUGGUAUGAUUGCUGGACGGACUUAGGACCUCUACUCAAUUUUAUGGGAGAAAGGGGACCGAGACAACUGCAAAUCCCUCUAAGAGCCCGCGUGGCUCAAGCGGCAAUGAACGGCUCUUGGAGGUUACCUGCAGCACGUUCAGAGGAAGCUCUCCAAAUACAGAUCUCAUUAACGACGCUUCCUCCGCCUCUUCAGACAAGGGGUUCUGAUAUCUUUUUAUGGCGAAAUAGUGCUAGUACGUUUGGUAACGGUUUCUCCGCUAAGGCAACGUGGGAGAAGCUAAGGGUUCCAUCUCCAGCUGUUCAGUGGCAUACAGUCGUUUGGUUCAAAGAAUUAAUCCCCCGGUGUGCUCUUAUAACUUGGUUGGUUCUCUUGACCAGAUUACCGACCAAAGAUAGACUAAUCCGUUGGGGAAUGAGUGUUCCAGGUAGUUGUGUCCUGUGCCAUACCGGGAUUGAAUCCCAUGAUCAUCUCUUCUUUAGCUGUCCUUUCUCCUCAGGAAUCUGGAAACGAUUUGCCUCUUCUUUUUGGCGGUCCCCGUCGGUGGAUCUGACAACUGUAGUGUCUCUGAUUACAAGCUUGCCGCCUCCGAAGAUCCCCAUCGCAAAGCUCUGUUUUCAAAUCACCAUUUACCUCUUAUGGAAGGAACGCAAUGCAAGGAUCUUCACCUCUGUGGAAAUGCCUGCUUCAACCAUCGCCGCUGCCGUUGAUAGGAUGCUCAGAGAUCGUCUGCUGUCGAUUCCAGCUACAAGUGUCGGCUCGCCUUCGCUCCUCGAAGAUUAUUUUCGCUGUGUUUCUUUUCCUUAG